Molecule: messenger RNA, 1271 nt
Organism: Telopea speciosissima
Lineage: Eukaryota; Viridiplantae; Streptophyta; Magnoliopsida; Proteales; Proteaceae
Product: F-box protein PP2-A15-like
Exons: 3
Coding region: 147-1034 (295 amino acids)
Molecular function (GO): protein binding
Source: RefSeq, a predicted model, not a curated record
CGUCACCGCCACUACCACCACCACCACCGGCAGCAGCAGCUAGAGUUCAGUUUUUGCAGCAAAGUGAUGGAGAUGAAGGUGAGGUGAGAGUAGGCGGACAGAGAGAGGGGUGAAGGAGCGAGAGAGAUACAUAGAGACGGGACAAAAUGGGGGCGACGCUCUCAAACUUGACGGAAGGGGCAAAUGGUUCCGGCAAUGGUCCGGGGCUAGGAGAUAUACCAGAGAGUUGUGUGGCCUGUGUUUUCAUGUACUUGACACCCCCUGAGAUAUGCAAUCUCGCACGCCUAAACCGGGCCUUUCGCGGUGCUGCUUCUUCUGACGCCGUUUGGGAAUCCAAAUUGCCUCCUAAUUAUCAGAACCUCCUCGAUUUGUUACCCUUUAAACGACACCAGAAUCUAUCUAAGAAAGAUAUUUUUUCCCUCCUCUCUCGUCCAAUCCCUUUCGAUGAUGGCAACAAGGAGGUUUGGGUAGAUAGGGUUACUGGGGGUGUUUGUAUGUCGAUCUCGGCGAAAGCCCUGUCAAUAACUGGGAUUGAAGAUCGGAGAUACUGGAAUUGGAUUCCUACUGAAGAAUCUAGGUUCCAUGUAGUGGCCUUUUUGCAGCAAAUAUGGUGGUUUGAACUAGAUGGGUUGGUCAAGUUUCCUUUCCCCGCCGGUAUGUACACUCUGUCAUUCAGACUUCAUCUUGGAAGAUUUUUCAAACGAUUGGGUCGACGUGCAUGUAGUUUUGAGCACACUCAUGGUUGGGAUAUAAAACCUGUACGAUUUGAACUGUCUACUUCAGAUGGUCAGCGAGCAGCAUGCGAAUGCUGUUUGGAUGAUGAAUCUGAAAAGGAUGAUGCAAAUAGCAACCACAAACGUGGAUGCUGGAUAGAGUACAAGGUAGGUGAGUUCACAGUCAGUGAUUCAGAAGAUGCAACAGAAGUAAGAUUUUCCAUGAAACAGAUUGAUUGUACACAUUCCAAAGGUGGGCUCUGUGUAGAUUCAGUGUCUAUUAUCCCUAGUAAUUUAAGAGCGAGAAGAAAGAGGUUUUGAAGUAGCACCAGACUGCACGUGAUGUAUUUAUCAAGAUCAUUACUUUGCACAUGUUAUACUCGUACUUAAUGAAGGAUUUGGUGUUUGGAGGAUAGUCAUCUCAUUUCUUUUUCUUCCCCUUUCUGUAAUGUGCUUGCGUCUUUAUGCUUUUGUAACUUCUCUUUCUUCUUAAUGUGUUUGAUCCAUUUUUAUUUAUUUUGUUACAUUGUUCCAGAUCAGAUAAAGAGAAUAUGUUUU